AUGAAUGCAGUGGGCUUGCUCCUCUUGGGGCUUGCUCUGAGGUUUAGGGCUGCAAUCGCUAAGCCAGAAGAUGGCAGCUUUUGCUCAAAGAGCCGAGUGGCUUUCAAAGACUCUUGCUAUGAAUUUGUGCCUCUCAGCCACACCUUCUAUGGUGCCCAGAGCUGGUGCGAGGGGCAAGGGGGCCAUUUGGUCUUUAUUCGUGAUGAGGACACCCAGAAGUUUCUGCAGAAGCAUAUCUCCCAGGACAGGGAAUGGUGGAUUGGACUUGUAGGAAACUUGGCUCGGAAUGGAACCACAGAAGGGCUGGGGACCUGGCUGGACACCUCAAACGUGAGCUACAGCCACUGGCGCGGAGGGCAGGCCCCUCCUGCCCCCGACACCUGUGGUUACAUCGGGAGAGACGCUUCCUUUGGGUGGGUGGCCUCGGACAACUGCACUCAGCCGUCUGCCUUCAUCUGCGAGUUUGGCGUUGGCCAGAGUCUGGCUUGUGACGGCCUCAAUGCCACCAUGCACUGUGGCUCAGGGGAGGUCAUCCAGAUCCAGGAUGCCUUCUACGGGCGCCAAACUCCCCAUUACUGCAUCCAGGAUGCUGCGCGGCCCUCAGACCUGGAGGAGGGAUGCGGCUGGCUCAGCGUCAAGGACGAAGUGGCAGGCCAGUGCCAGGGGCUGCAGGUGUGCCAGGUGGCCGCAGAUGGGACCUACUUCGGAGACCCGUGCCCCACCCAGGGCAGCUACCUGUGGGUGCAGUACGAGUGCCAGGAAGGCCUACAGCUGAUGGUGUCCAAUGAGAGUUUCACCUUUGACAAUGUCACCAUCUCCCUGACAUGGCUCCUCUCUCCCUACAUUGGAAACCUUUCAUGUAUAAUUAGUACAGGAGAUGGCCACACUUUUGAUCCCUACUACCCUCCCAGUUUAUCCAGCAACGUGACCCACCAGUUCACAGUCCCUGGGGAAUUUAUUGUGUUUGCCGAGUGCACAACCAGUGAGUGGCAUGUGAUGGCUCAGAAGCACGUGACAAUCCGAGACAAGACGGAAAGGCUCAGCGUGACUCGGUGCUCCGGCCUGUCGACGUUGGGAGCCAGCCCUCUCUGCCGCACUGUCUUCGGGGAACCUCUGUGGAUUCAGGUGGUACUUGAUGGAGGAAGAGGGGUGACUUACACUGUGCUGUCGGGUAAUACAACCCUGGCUGAGUUCACCACACCAAGCGGCCUGCUACCCUACAAUCUGACCCUGGACAGAGCAGCCCAGCAAAGGAUGGGCCCAGGGAUGCACCACCUGGAGAUCCGAGCCACCAGCAACACCACUUCUGGACCCUCCCGGAACAUCACAGUCUCCUUCACGGAGCCUCUAUCAGGGCUAUGGGCCUCCUGGGCUUCUGACCACUUGGAGCUUGGACAAGACCUACUGGUCAACGUCUCGGUGGCUCGUGGCGCACCGGAGAGGCUGACCUUUGAAGUGGCAGGACUCAAUGCAACCUUCUCCCAUGAAGAAGAGAGUCUCCAGGGACCAUUUGGGAUUUACCCUGUGGCAGUUCCUCUUGAAGGCACCUUUCUGGUCACGGUGACGGUGAGGAAUGCCUUCUCAAACCUGAGUCUGGAAAUUGGAAGCAUCACUGUUUCAGCUCCUUCCAGUGUGCGAGAACCGUCUGGAACAAAUGCCAAGACAAAGAAUAGAGAGAAAGGGGACAGGCAGGUGUACGUGGAGCCUGGCCAGUAUGUGGAUCCUUUCACCACCGUGACUCUGGGCUGGCCAGACAGGGACAAGGAUUUACGUUUCCAGUGGUCAUGCGGACGUUGCUGGGCCCAGUGGAGCUACUGUGUUGAGAGGCAGCUGCUCCGUGUGGACCAGGGGGAGCUGGUGCUUCCUCCGUCCUGCCUGCCACCACCCAGCUCCGCUGUCACCCUGCGCCUGGCCACCUGGAGGGGCAGGGAGCUGGAGAACCGGGAGGAGCAGUGUCUCUACGUGUCUGCACCCCUGGAACUCAGGCCUCGAGUCAGCUGCGAGGAGAACUGCAGACCUGGGAACCCCAGGGAAGACACUGUGCUCAGAGUCACCAUGGGGGAUGGCUCCCCAGGGGCCGUGUUCAACUGGUAUUUAGAUGACACCUCGCUGGAGAAGGCGGAGCCUCUCCCACCCGCCUGCAGACUUCAAGGAUUUUGGCCCAGGGCUUUAAUCCUCCUUCAGAGCAACACGUCCACGCUGCGGCUGAACAGCUCCUUCCUGCAGACCUGGGGCCAGGCCCUCCGAAUCAGAGCCACAGCAGUGACCGGGCAUGCCUAUGGGGAGGACACCUAUGUGAUCGGCUCUGUGUCUCCCCCCGAGGUGCCCACCUGCACCAUCACUCCGGAGGAGGGUACCGUUCUGACAAGCUUCACCAUCUUCUGCGACACAUCCUCGGCCCUGGGCCCCCUGGAGUACUGCUUCUGUCUGGAGUCAGGUUCUUGUCUACACUGUGGCUCUGAACCUGCCCUCCAGUCAGUUUAUCUGCCACUUGGAAAAGUAAACAAUGACUUCACGCUGACAGUGGUCAUUUUUGUGUCCAAUCGGGCAGGGGACAAACAACAGGCCCAUGCACUGGUGAAGGUGGGACUUGGAGACACCCACGUUGAGAAUGUGGCAUUCCAGGCUGCAGUGGUGGAGAACAUCACCACCGCUCUGCGAGGCGAACGGGACCCCGAGCGGCUCUUCCAGCUGGCCAGGGCCGUGGCAUCGGUGCUGGACCAGGAGUGCCAGGGGCGGGGCUGCAGGCGGCUGCUGAACGUGGACGUCAGACAGAAGGUCAGAGAGCACAUGCUAGGGUCACUGUCUGCGGUCACCGCCACCCUGGGAGACAUGCGGAAGGUGCAAGGGCUGGCCCAGGUCCUGAGAGAGGUGACCCACCGCAGUGAGGAGCUCACACCCAUGGCCCAGCGGGAGGCCACCUGGGUUCUGCAGGAUGCCAGUGAAGCUCUGCUGGCAGCGAGCUCUAAGGCCCCUCCUGAGGACCAGAGGCGCCAGGCGGCCACCAAGGACCUGUUUCAGGCCGUGGGCAGUGUGCUGGCAGCUUCCCUGAGGGAUGGACCGGAAAACCCUACCGGGGCCAACGGCAGCCAGAUGGCCACCGUGCCCCAGCUGCUCGAUGUUGUGGAGCGAGUGCAGGCUGCCCUCCUGCUGGGGACACUGCCUGGGGGCCUCCCGGCCACUCUGGCUGCCCCUUCCAUCUCUGUGUACACGAACAGAAUACAGCCCUGGAACUGGCGGGGCUCCUGUGUGCACACCGCUGCCACUCACUCUGCGACCUUCACCCUGCCCGCGGCCUCCUCCCUUGGCUCCAUGGAGGCCAGCCAGGAGCCUGUGGACAUCAGGAUGAUGAGUUUCCCAACGAGCCCUUUCCCAGCCCGAAGUCACUUUGAUGUCAGUGGAACUGUUGGUGGCCUCUGUCUGACCAGCCCCAGUGGACAUCUCAUACCCGUGAAGAAUCUGUCAGAGAACAUCGAGAUCCUGCUGCCCCGGCUUUCAAAAGGACACAGUGAGCCAACUGUGUUAAACUUGACCAGUCCUGAAGCUUUGUGGGUGAACCUGACUACAGAUGGCGCAGCUUUGGGGAUCCAGCUGCACUGGAGGCCUGAUAUCCCACUCAUGCUCAGCCUGGGCUACGGCUACCACCCCAAUGAGACCAGCUAUGACGCCAAAGUUCACCUUCCGCCAACGGCUCCUGCAGAUGGACUGUCCACGUGGAUUCUGAACCCAGAAGACCUGCAUUUUGGAGAAGGCAUCUACUAUCUGACUGUGGUCCCCGAGUCUGACCUGGAGCUAACCCCCACCAGGGACCUCACAGUUGGCAUCACCACCUUCCUGUCCCACUGUGUGUUCUGGGAUGAGGUCCAGGGGACUUGGGACAACUCUGGGUGCCAGGUGGGGCCACGGACCACCCCCUCCCAGACACACUGCCUCUGCAACCACCUCACCUUCUUUGGAAGCACGUUCCUGGUGAUGCCCAAUGCGAUCGACGUCCGCCAGACCACCGAGCUCUUUGCCACCUUUGAAGAUAACCCCGUGGUUGUGACUACCGUGGGCUGCCUCUGCGUGGCCUACGUGCUGGUGGUGAUCUGGGCAAGGAGGAAGGACGCUCAGGAUCAGGCCAAGGUGAAGGUCACAGUGCUGGAGGACAACGAUCCCUUUGCCCAGUACCACUACCUGGUGACAGUCUACACUGGACACCGGAGAGGGGCAGCCACGUCCUCGAAGGUGACUGUCACCCUAUAUGGCCUGGAUGGAGAGAGUGAACCCCACCACCUGACAGAUCCUGACAUCCCAGUUUUUGAGCGAGGAGGAGUAGAUGUCUUCUUACUCUCCACCCUGUUCCCCCUGGGGGAGCUGAGGAGUCUGCGGCUGUGGCAUGACAACUCAGGGGACCGUCCAUCCUGGUACGUGAGCCGGGUGCUGGUGCAUGACCUGGCAACGAACCGGAAGUGGUAUUUCCUCUGCAACUCGUGGCUGUCCAUUGAUGUCGGAGACUGUGUCCUUGACAAAGAAUUUCCGGUGGCCACAGAGCAGGACAGGAAACAAUUCAGCCACCUGUUUCUCAUGAAGACCUCCACAGGCUUCCAGGAUGGACACAUCUGGUAUUCUGUCUUCGGCGGCUCAGCUCGGAGCAACUUUACCCGCGUCCAGAGGGUGUCCUGCUGCUUCUCCAUGCUCCUCUGCACCAUGCUGACCAGCAUCAUGUUCUGGGGUGUUCCCAAGGACCCAGCUGAGCAAAAGAUGGACUUGGGUAAAAUUGAAUUCACUUGGCAGGAAGUGAUGAUUGGACUGGAGAGCUCUCUCCUCAUGUUCCCCAUCAACCUCCUGAUCGUUCAGAUCUUUCGAAACACUCGUCCUCGGGUCACUAAGGAGCAGAAUGCUGGGAAAUGGGACAGGGGCUCCCCCAGCCUGGCCCCCUCACUGCAGUCCAUGGAGGAUGGCCUUCUGACACUUGAAGUGGUGACCAAGGAUAUGUGGAGACUCGUCAGCUCCCUGUUUAAAGCUCUGAAGGUGCCAGCACCUGCCUCUGGCUGGGAGUCAGUGACCUUGAUGGACAUCAACCAACUGUUGGCCUUGGUGGAAGAUGUCAUCUGUGUGCAGAACAUGGUAGGACAGGAGUCCUGGGAGGAAGCCAAGCAGAGAGAGGACUCUUUGACACUCACUCUUGGGUCUGUACAAGCGGAAGGUAAGCCUACACGUGCUAACUGGCCAUGGGAGCCUGGUACCUCUCCCCAUCUUUCUGAGCCCAGGUCUCUCACGGCAUGGCACACAGCAAGCGCUCGAUACAAGAAAGCCGUCACUAACACUGCUGUCAUUUUGGCAGGCUGUCCGCUCUGUCCUUGGGCACCAGCUGAGGCGCUUUCUCUCCCUUGUCCUCCAGAACAGGCGCCACGCCCAAGUGACCCUUGGAAGGACAAUGCCUACAGGCGGUGUCUCUACCUUCAGCUGGAGCAUAUGGAGCAAGAGCUUCAGCUGGUGGGGCCCUGCGGCCGCUCCCAGUGCCAGAGCCACGCCCGGGCCCUCAGCCGGCUGCAGACCCUGAAGGGCCGCCUUGGGGGCUGGCUGGGCACCCCACCCCAGGCACACACCAGCUCCCCGAUGGCGAGCAGGCCUCCUCGCGGCCUGCCCUGGUGGUGUGUCCUGGGGGGCUGGCUCCUGGUGGCGGCCACCAGCGGCGUGGCGGCCUUCUUCACCAUGCUCUACGGCCUGCACUACGGGCGGGCCAGCUCCCUCAAAUGGCUCAUCUCCGUGGCCGUCUCCUUCGUGGAGAGUGUGUUUGUCACCCAGCCUCUGAAGGUGCUGGGCUUUGCUGCCUUCUUCGCGUUGGUUUUAAAGAAAGCGGAGGAUGAGGACGAGCCCGUGGCCUCCCUCCCAGGACAUCCGUCUGGCCCAGACCCCUCUGCCUUGUUCCGAGCACGAAGGUGCAGCAGAAAGGACAUCUACCAGCCACCUUUGGCCACUGACAUCGAGAAGAUGAAAACUACACACCUCAAGGAACAGAAGGCAUUUGCCUUCAUCAGAGAAAUCUUGGCAUAUCUGGGUUUCCUGUGGAUGCUGCUGCUGGUCGCCUACGGGCAGAGGGACCCGAGCACCUACCACUUCAACAGACACCUCGAGCACAGCUUCACCCAAGGCUUUUCAGCCGUGCUGGGCUUCCAGGAGUUCUUCACAUGGGCCAACACCACCCUCGUGAGCAACCUGUACAGUCACUACCCAGGCUUUGUCACUGAUGGCAACUCCAGGCUGGUUGGCAGUGCCCAGAUUCGCCAAGUGAGGGUCCGGGAAAGCUCUUGCUCUCGUGCCCCACAGCUGCAGGCUUCUCAUCAUGGGUGCCGCGCACCCUACUCCCUGGAUGUUGAAGACCUGUCAGACUAUGGGGAAGGCUGGAAUGCCUCCGUCCUCAACAACAGCAGUGGCCUCUCCCGGGCUUGGCAGUACGAGAGCCAGAGCCAGCGCCGAGGGUAUCCCUUCUGGGGCAAACUAACCAUGUACCGGGGAGGUGGUUACGUGGUCUCCCUGGGGACCGAUCGCAGAAGCACAUCGAGAAUUCUCCAGUACCUGUUUGACAACACCUGGCUGGACAGCCUGACCAGAGCCGUUUUUGUGGAGUUCACGGUCUACAACGCCAAUGUCAAUCUGUUCUGCAUCAUCACUCUGACCCUGGAGACCGGCGCCCUGGGAACCUUCUUUGCACAUGCGAACCUGCAAAGCCUGCGCCUGUACCCCUUCACUGACGGCUGGCACCCCUUCGUGGUAGCAGCAGAGGUCAUCUACCUCCUGUUCCUUCUCUACUACAUGAUUGUGCAGGGCAAGCUCAUGAGGAAACAGAGGUGGCGCUAUUUCCAUAGCAAGUGGAAUCUUCUGGAGCUGACCAUCAUCCUGGCCAGCUGGAGUGCCCUGGCGAUGUUUGUGAAGAGGGCUGUCCUGGCAGAACGUGACAUCCAGCGCUACCGGAACCAUGGGAAGGAGGGGAUCAGUUUCAGUGAGACAGCAGCAGCUGAUGCUGCCCUUGGCUACAUCAUUGCGUUCCUGGUACUGCUGUCCACAGUGAAGCUUUGGCAUCUGCUCAGGUUGAACCCCAAAAUGAACAUGAUCACAUCUGCCCUGCGCCGUGCUUGGGGGGACAUUUCAGGAUUUAUCAUCGUCAUCCUUAUCAUGCUUCUGGCUUACUCCAUUGCAUCAAACUUAAUAUUUGGUUGGAAACUCUGUUCCUACAAAACCCUCUUUGAUGCAGCAGAAACAAUGAUCAGCCUUCAGCUAGGAAUCUUUAACUACGAGGAGGUCCUGGACUACAGCCCAGUGCUUGGCUCCUUCCUGAUUGGGUCCUGCAUCAUUUUCAUGACAUUUGUGGUGCUGAAUCUAUUCAUCUCUGUCAUCCUGGUGGCCUUCAAUGAGGAGCAAAAAUAUGAUCAGCUGUCGGAGGAAGGAGAGAUUGCCGAUUUGUUGCUGGCGAAAAUACUCGGUUUCCUGGGCAUUAAACGUAAAAGAGAGGACCCCGGAAGUGGCAGGAAACAGCCCGAGUUGCUGUCAGAGGUCCGGCCUCCCUGUACCUGUGUCAGCUGCACCCAAGCUUUAAGCUCUUCAUCCACACACGAACAUCUAUAGAGGGGGAAGGCCAGAGCCUUGGGCCUAUGCUUCCCAGUGAUUCUACAGUCUCUCCAGGCCAAUG
Messenger RNA from Leopardus geoffroyi (Geoffroy's cat), 7672 nucleotides. RefSeq names its product polycystin 1 like 2 (gene PKD1L2). NCBI's taxonomy places the organism in Eukaryota, Metazoa, Chordata, Mammalia, Carnivora, Felidae. The transcript has 43 exons. Gene Ontology annotation, cellular component: membrane. The coding region runs from base 1 to 7608 and encodes 2535 amino acids. Gene Ontology annotation, molecular function: carbohydrate binding; calcium channel activity; protein binding. The record is from RefSeq and is a predicted model, not a curated record. Gene Ontology annotation, biological process: detection of mechanical stimulus.